Hyaloperonospora brassicae is the source of this 1086-nucleotide messenger RNA. NCBI's taxonomy places the organism in Eukaryota, Oomycota, Peronosporomycetes, Peronosporales, Peronosporaceae. The record is from the annotation of a GenBank genome assembly.
AUGGCGGACGAGCAGCGCCAACGGGACCGCGCGCAACUCGGCGCUGCGAUUGACAGUCUGUCCGACAGUGCGCUAAAGACGCACAUGCUGACUGCAUUGCGUGCGUUUGAGACGUCUGCGAGCUCCACGCAGUCAAUGGUCGUGCAACAAGAGAAGGAGAAAGACGAUGCAAUUGCCGUCAAGUUGAGGGACAAGUCGGCGACUGUGCACGAGCCUCGAGACGCUCUGUUCUUGGCGGUCCACGUGCUGUUGCUGGAAGCUGGCUACAAGUUGACGGGCACUGUGGGCUCGGAGUUUGCCCUGCCGGAGGACUGGGACGUUAACCGUGCCAACGGACUUUAUCAGGCAGAGUAUGUGCACCCGAACGACGACUCGAUCAAGUUCUCCCUCCAGGGACUGGUCGUUGGAGGCAAGUUGCAAGUGUACGUGUCGGACGACAAGGACCAUACGCACUCGAUCGAACUGAGUGUGGACAAGCACGUUGCUUCAAGCAAGUCGACGUCUCCUCUCGCGGCAGCAGACGUGCUUCGAGAUCUAAAGACGCUGCGGGAAACGGUGGCACCGUUUGCCGAACGGAUUCGACCGGCAAAGAAGAAGGAGAAGCCAGCAUCGGCAGCGGGUCGUCCAGCAUUCGUGCAACCGCCGCCAAACCGAGAUGAUCGAGGCGGAGCGUCCGGGAUUCCGUCGUCACCUGCUCGCAUUCCGUCAGUUGGCAGCGGGGACGUGUUUCCGCCAGGCCUGGGAGGAAGUCGUGGUGGAGGUGGGGGUGGGAACCGGGACAUGCUGGUCGGACCCGACCAUCCUCUGUUUGGUCACCGUCGUGACCCAUCGAUGGGUCCCGUCCCUGGCGCACGCUUUGACCCUUUCGGUCCACCGAUGAACCCUCUCGGUCCAAGUGGCCUCCAUGGUCCACCGUCUCGCGGCCCAGCGCCACUGAUGCCAUUCGGAGGCCCAGGACCCGAUCACUUGCGCAUGCCCCGUGACGACGACAUGGCCCCUGAUUUCGGUGGCCUGAAUGGACGUGGCAGUCGCAGCCGAGGGAGCGACUUUUCCCAGCCGUUUGGUGCGAACCACUCGUUUUUCUAA